AUGUCAUUAGAAGCCAUUAAGUUUGAUAGAUCUAAUAAGAAAAAUGUUUCUGUCAGGGUUCUUGACCAAUUAUUAUUACCAUACACUACCAAGUAUCUAUCAGUUUAUACCAUAGAUGAUGGAUACGCCGUGAUCAAAUCCAUGCAAGUUAGAGGAGCCCCCGCUAUUGCUAUCGUGGGUGCUUUAUCUGUCUUGUUAGAAACCCAAUUAAUGUUGAAUGACCACUUCGUUAAAAAUCAAUACUUCUACGAUACUUCAAAUUGGUCAAAUUUCCAAACUAGAUUCCUUGAAAGAUUGGACUUUCUUUUGAGUAGUAGACCAACUGCAGUCAAUCUAUCUAAUUCUUUAAAGAUUAUAAAUAUGUUAGUCAAGAAAUCUACUAACAUCGAUGAGCUGAAUGAUAAAAUCUAUCAAUACACUUGUCAGUUGAUUGAUGAUGAUUUAAAUAAUAAUAUUAAGAUGAGUGACAACGGUGCCAAAUUUUUACUAGACUCUUUAGCCAAAGAAGGAUUUGAAGGUGAAUUUGCUGUGUUGACUAUCUGUAAUACUGGUUCUUUAGCUACUUCAGGUUAUGGUACUGCAUUAGGUGUUAUUCGUUCUUUAUGGAAGGAUUCUGUAUCUAAAUCAGAAAGAAAGGUCAAGAAAGCUAAGACCGAAACAGUUGAACCCAAGGCUAGAAUGACUCACGUUUACCCAUUGGAGACUAGACCAUACAAUCAAGGUUCUCGUUUGACUGCAUACGAAUUAACCCAAGAGAAUAUUCCUGGAACAUUAAUCACUGAUAGCUCAAUAGCAUACAGAAUUAAAACUUGUCCUAUUCCAAUUAAGGCUGCAUUUGUUGGUGCUGACAGAAUUGUUCGUAAUGGUGAUACUGCAAACAAAAUUGGUACUUUUCAAUUAGCUAUAAUAUGUAAGCAAUUUGGUAUAAAAUUUUUUGUUGUUGCUCCUAAGAGCACAAUUGACAAUAUAACAGAAAAUGGUGACGGUAUUAUUGUUGAAGAACGUAAAGCUAAUGAAUUUAAAUUAGUCACAGGUACUUUAGUCGAUCCAAAUACUGAAAAACCAAUGUUAUCUGAGAAAAAUGAACCGAUAUCUGCUAAGGUUGGUAUAACACCACCAGAAAUUGAUGUAUGGAAUCCUGCAUUUGAUAUUACUACACACGAUUUAAUUGAAGCUAUUAUUACUGAAGAAGGUGUCUUUACCAAGGAUGUCAAUGGAGAAUUUAACCUGGAAUCAUUAUUUUAG
Arxiozyma heterogenica is the source of this 1245-nucleotide messenger RNA. RefSeq names its product S-methyl-5-thioribose-1-phosphate isomerase MRI1 (gene MRI1). The record is from RefSeq and is a predicted model, not a curated record. Bases 1 to 1245 code for a protein of 414 amino acids. The transcript has a single exon. NCBI's taxonomy places the organism in Eukaryota, Fungi, Ascomycota, Saccharomycetes, Saccharomycetales, Saccharomycetaceae. Gene Ontology annotation, molecular function: S-methyl-5-thioribose-1-phosphate isomerase activity.